Messenger RNA from Blepharisma stoltei, 1002 nucleotides. The record is from the annotation of a GenBank genome assembly. Lineage: Eukaryota; Ciliophora; Heterotrichea; Heterotrichida; Blepharismidae.
AUGGGAAUAUUUGGGUUCAUUAAGCAUUCUGUGAAGAAGGCUGCUGAGCUUGUGGUCAAGGGUUGCUCUAAAGUUUGUACUUUUACAUGCAAAACGAUUUUGGAGAUUUCAAAUGUAUUGUCUUUUUUUUAUUUUUCCGGCAAAAUAAAGGGCUUGAAGAAGUACCUCGAUGAUCGUAACUUGAAAGUUCAAAGCUGAAUAAGUGAAAAGUGCUACUCAAACCUUGAUAUUUUGGAGAAAAAUCUUCAAAAUAAAGAAAAAAUUUUGAAAAAUCGUGUAAGCUACUUCAAGAAUCGUCAUAAAAUAUUAAAUGAAAGAAUUAAAAAAUUCAACAAAAUUAGAAAGCGUAUUAUUGAAAUUAAAGCACUUCAAUUAAAUAGAAUAGAAAAAGAGGAAAAUUGUUCACAAGCUUCUUUUUCAAAGAUGGAUUUUCCUAAAAUUCCUUUACAAGAUAAAACUUCAUUUUUCAAAUACUUGAGCUGCAUAGAUGAAGUUUUUGCAAUCCUUACUUCAUCUUUUUAUCUAAUUGAUGUUUUUAAAUUACUUCCAUCAUGAUCCAUGCGAAUUAGCAGAGGGUUUAAUUUUUUUAUUGUUCUUCAAUUGGGUAAAGAGAUUCUUUUAAGCUAUGAUGAUUUUGAUAGAAAAGAAAAAUAUUUAUUAGAUAAUUUGCAUGCUUUUGAAGAAUAUAUAUCUAGAGUAAAUAUAGAAAUUGAAAAAUGUGAUAAAGAAAUCAUAAAUAUAGAUCAAAAUAUUACUCGCUCAAUAAAUAAUAUUCUCCCUGGAGUUCAUGAAACGAAAUUCUUCGAAAAUGCGGAAAAACUUAUCAGCGAGAUAAAAUCUCAGAAGCCAAGAAGGGAAACUGAAGAAGAAAAAAGUAAAAAAAAAAUUUUAAUUAGGUGUAUGGAUAGUCUUUAUAAAUCUGGGGAUAUUUCAUAUGAAAAGAUGAUCGACUUUUUAAAAAGAAAAGGAAUUUCUGAAGAUGAAUUGAAAAAAUAUUCAUAA